CGAGUGCGAGCGCGCCGGAGUGGCCUUGAAUGUGGACCGCCGGGGAAGAGCAGUGACUGCAGUAAUUCUCACUUGUCGUUACUUUACUCGGGGGCAAUGACUAUGAAUUUACUGAAGAGUGUCUUUACCCACCGGAAUGCCAAGAUUCUCAAGACAGCGGUAAUGUGCGACUGCCACAGAGGUUGUGCAGUGGUUUCACCGCCACAUCUUGAUCCGGGUACAUUCAAGCCACAGAAGGUUCUUAUCCUCACAAAGCUGUCCAGAUAUGAAUUUGAGAGACGGCGCCAUCCUGAACUCACUGAGAAGGAGUUGGAAAAAUGCCUGAGGUUAAGAGGAUCAGAUUAUAACAACUUGUUGUAUCACCAUUACAUACACAAGGGUGUUGAGAAUACUGUGAAUAGUGUUUUCACUGCUGCUGGCAUUGAAACAAGAAUAGUGUAUCGAUUUGACUACAGUGAUCCUAACAUUGAAUGGGCUGAUGCCAUUGUGACCACUGGUGGUGAUGGGACAUUCCUACUUGCAGCCUCCAGAAUCUUAGACAGAAACAAGCCCCUCAUUGGAUUCAAUUCAGAUCCAACAAGAUCCAAGGGACAGUUAUGCCUUCCUCAAAAAUAUUCUGUUGAAGUUCGAGAAGCGGUUGAUAAACUGUUGAAGGGAAAAUUCCGUUGGACAUUUCGGAGGAGAAUUCGGGUCACACUUAUUGGAGAUGAUAUUUUCAAGCCACCAGUGGAACUUCACAACCAGCAGUUGCAGUACCAUGAGUAUAGGUACCUGGACAUGGAACCUCAGCUGCGGAAUGUUCAAGAAGACAUACCUCCCUGCAGCGAGACGGGUAUGGCCCGAAGAGUUCUUCCAGUCUUGGCUCUAAAUGAAGUGUUUAUAGGAGAGUGUGUGUCUGCCAGAGUGUCUUAUCUGGAAUUAAGUAUGGAUACCAUGAGUCCCAUCAAGCAGAAGUGUUCUGGAUUCAUUGCCAGUACAGGAACUGGCUCAACUUCCUGGACAUACAACGUGAACAAACUCACUGAGCAGAAUAUGGAAGAAAUAUUAACAAUUGUGAAAGAAGAAACAGGUUAUAAGAUAAGAGAUACAGAUGAAAAAUUUGUUAACAAAAUCACUGAAAUAUUCAACCAAAUGCUGAUUACCAGCCCAGAGGCACCCAGGAUGGUAUAUACCAUUCGAGAUCAGCUAGUGUCUUCACCUUUACGUAGUGAAUGCAUUAAGCCUCGGGGAGUGGCCAAGUCAAUAGCUGUAAGGUCUCGGUGCUUUGAUGCUUCUCUAGUCAUAGAUGGCGGCCUGUCCUUCACUUUCAAUGAUGGAACAAGAGCCCUGCUGGAAAUACAUGAUGAAGAUGCCCUUCGAACUGUCACAUUACAUGGAGAUGUAACAGAGGUGGUAUUCAAACAUUAAUAUCAGAAAAGUCAUUAGAAUAUUGACAUUUGGAAGCUUAAUGUUUCAUGUUUUGCAUUAAAUAAUUUUUCUUAUUAUUCUUUAAUUUGAUAAGUUCUAUUUUAACCUUUUUUUUUUCUUUAUAGGACUGUCAUAGUAAGUUUCAGUCAUCCUUAUCUGUGUGGUUCAUAACUUAAAACUAUUGACCUCUCCUUCAUUGCAUCCUUUUAGUAAUUAAUCAUCAUGCUUCCAGUUAAAACAUCCCAACUUUCAACCCUUAGCAAACAUGAAUUUACCACUCAUGAAACCCCACAGUGACAUGAAUGGAUAAGAUAGAAUUUUAUAAAUAUGCUCAACAUAACAGAUUCACAAGUGUGUGAAUCAUCUUCACAACAUACAAAUUUGCCAUGAUUACUACCUAUUAUAUAAAACAGUUUGGAACAUAAGUUUGGCUCAUCAGACUUUUUAAGUAAGGAUCAGAGGUACUCUACCGGGCAUUUAAAUUGCUGAGCAUGACAUGCUGAAGAACAAAGCUGUCACAGUAAGCAAGGAUUGAUAGUUUUUAAGAUUCAUGUCCUAAUAAUAAUGAAGUAUUGUCACCUUUCAACCUUAUGGUGUAGAGAUUAGUAUGCUCAGUGUCCUGCCAAGAGGCCCUGGGUUUGGGUUUGAAUCCAAAGACAUGUAGUGGGAAUUUAAGUUUUAAUUCCUUCACACUAUAGAUCACCUUCUAAAAUGCCCUUAGCCAAUGUGACAGAGAUGUGCCAUAAAUUCCCCUGAACUUUGUCUUACAAUGAAAUAUUAUAAGCUGAAGAUAGUGAUAACAUGUUUUUAUUCUCAAUUGUCUUCAGUUUUUUUUUGCAACAAAUGUCUUCAUUUAUGUACCAGGCUGACAUCGCCACAAGAGGGAGAGCUUAGAUAAGUUCCCCCUCAUCUUUGAACACACACACACACACAUACGGUUAGCACACUCGGCUCACAAUUGAAAGGACCCAGAUUCAAGUCCUGGGCAUGGUGAGGCAAAUGGGUAAGCCUCUUAAUGUGUAGCCUCCUGUUCAUCUAAGCAGCAAGUAGGUACGGGAUGUAACUCGAGGAGUUGUGGCCUUGCUUUCCCAGUGUGUGGAGUGUGUUGUGGUCUCAAUCCUACUCAAAGAUCGGUCUAUGAGCUCUGAGCUUGCUCCGUAAUGGGGAAGGCAGGCUGGAUGACCAGCAGGUGACCAUGGUGGUAAAUUACACGUACCCUUACACAUUCCCUAGAACUAAUUUGAAAACCUCUUCAGGUGUACAUGCAUAUCCAUGUUUCUUUGCAUUAGGGGUCAACAGUAUAACUGCUUUAUCCUUGUUACAUCGUGAUAAAUCAUCCCAUUUUCUAACUGUAGUAAAUUAUCAGAAAUGUUAAUACUAUUGAGAAAUUGUGGUGAAAGCAUUUAUGGUUUCAGUUUUGUUUUUCCUUGAUACAGUAGUCUAUAUCAUAUGUUGACCAAUCAAUAUUCAAGAUACUAUCGUAGAACAUGCGUUUCAUUUAUAAAAGAAGAGUAAUAGUAUAUUUAUUAAACUUGUUUUGCAUUUGGAAAUGUGAAUAUUUGUAUAUUGCAGGAAAAAUUGCAAUUAGGAUUUUUCUUGGUGUUUUUUAGUGUAUGACAUGGUUCAGAGCUCCUAUAUAUAAAUUGUUAAUAAAAUUCUUUAAGAAAUACAAA
Messenger RNA from Portunus trituberculatus (swimming crab), 3080 nucleotides. It is a transcript of the gene Nadk2, whose product is annotated as NAD kinase 2, mitochondrial-like. Bases 97 to 1407 code for a protein of 436 amino acids. The transcript is spliced from 8 exons. Gene Ontology annotation, biological process: NAD+ metabolic process. Lineage: Eukaryota; Metazoa; Arthropoda; Malacostraca; Decapoda; Portunidae. The record is from RefSeq and is a predicted model, not a curated record. Gene Ontology annotation, molecular function: NAD+ kinase activity. Gene Ontology annotation, cellular component: mitochondrion.